AUGUCAUAUCUUAAGUCAAAAACACGGCGCAUGAAAUAUGACAAAACUUCAAUAGAGUUUAGAAAAGAGUACGAACGCUUAUCCAAAAAAUCAAAGGGGGAAUACGAAUCCUUGGGAAAAAAUGAUAAAACAGAAUUGUUUCUUCGUGAGGGUCUUCCUGCCCAAAAGCCUGGCCCAAAAGUUAAUAAAGAAUUGACUCGAACUCAAGAAAAGUCGUCAAAAACCAAUGUAGAUCAAAAAGCUUGUCUACAAGUCCAGAAAGAUGACUUAGGACAUGAUACUAAGACUAAAAACAAACCACGGAGUCCUCGAGCUUCAGGGAAAAGUAGAAAGGAAGUAAGGUUGAGAAAGGCAGAAGAUAUGAAAACAAAACCGCGUCUACAUGAACAAGGAGUGGUUUCAAUACGACCUCAUAAUCCUGACCUUCAAGUUGUAAUGCAAGGAACAAAAAUAGAAACGAAAUCUGAGGAUAUUCAAGGUGAUGCAGAAGAAGGGAAGGUAAUUACUAAAUCAUAUUUGGUUGUAUUGGUACAAGUUUACUACUGCAUUUAUACCUUUGGAUCCUAAACACUUAAAGGGGGGGGGGGGGUGAAUAGGUUUUUGGAUCGUCGGAUUUCACUGAAAAAUUGUUCGGAUUUCGGAUCUGGCGAAUAUUUUACACGGAUUUGCGGAUCUUAUUAAUACAGCGGAUUUAUCUAAUAUAUUGGCUCAGAUUGUGGAUUUAGCUUGCAAUUUAGUUCAGAUCCUGGAUUGUGACUUCAUAGUAGAGCUUUUAGCGGAUUCGAAUUUAGAAAAGACCAUUGUCGGAUUGCGGAUUUUGCUUCAAAUUUGGGUGGAUCAACAGAUUUGUAUACCCCUAUUCCCCCCCCCCCCCCAAACAGGAUGCUAUUAAACAAAAUCCUACUAGCUCAGGAUAGGAUCCUCAGAUAGACACCAGGGCCCUUUCACUGGUCCCUUUGCAUAAAGUCGCCAAUAUGUCAAUUGUCAAAACAACAAGAGACUGGGUGGCAUGGACCUGACUGGAAUGUUUGGAAAUUGCAUGCUGGAGAUUUAGAGAAUUUAACAGUAAAUAUAUAGAAAGCAUCAAAAUUGCAUGCCAGAGAUAUCUGCCGUGCGACACAAACUUUCCACACUGGGGCAUGGAGAACAGUGGGAUUUUACAGUAAAAACAAUGAACAGACAAUUAAACAUUCCGAUCUGAUUGUUAUUGCAUGUCACUAUUGUUAUGCAUCCCUCCUUUUAUUAUAUUAUUUUGUUGAUAGCCUCGUAUGUAUACAGAUGUAUGAUUUUGUUUCAAUUUCGUCUCCUUCUUUAUUCAAAAUUUAGCAUGACAUCUAUGAGCUAGAUUAUGCUGACAUGUUGCAGUUUUAUCGACCAAUGUCACCUUUCAACAUCCAAAGCAAUGAACUUCCUGCAAAGUUUGCUAUAACAGGAUCUCAGAAUACAUCCAUGCCUGUUUCAUUGGUUCCAAGAAAACUGCCAGAAGAGAGAGUAUCAAGUUCUGCCACAAGUAGAGGCACAAGAUCAUUUGAUGACGAUGAACCAUUUAUUUUACCAUGGUAAGAUAAAGGUGCAGAAAAAGGUGUUUUUUCUGAAGCCCUGUGUCCAUCGUUGAAAGAUACAGUAGAUAUCUAAUGUUAUUUGAUCUUGGAGUUAUGUCUUAGAGAGGAUUCUUUGUAAAAGCUGAGGACUGGUGUGGCCUGGAUUAAAAGAGAGAUAUACACUGUGUAGUUAUCUAUUAAACAAGAGAUAUUAAUCAUUUAAAUAUAUAACCAUUUUCUUUUCAAAGGUCAUCAGGAAGUAGCUCAGCGAAGACCUCACUUGGUCGACAUUCUUCAAGCCGGGCAACAUCGCGAGGGGAACAAACGGAAGAGCAGAAUACGACAGAUGUUAAUCAAUACAAACCCAAGUUCAAAGAUGUUUUAUUAGGGCUACGUUCAACACCAGGUGGAGAAACGCUGAGUGUAUCGCAGCUCAUUCAAAUGAAAUUGAAACAGAUAACAAGUGGAAAUAUUGACACAGUAGAGCUGGAUGGAUCAACACACAGCUUAGAUGUUUCAUCAUCUAAGGACCUUGGUGUGUCAAAUGUGUCUUCAGGUGGGUUGGGCUGGAUUGAGUUUUGUUACAGUACAUGUUCCGACUAAGAGCGAAAAUAAAUUGUGCAAGUCUUUUUCCUUAUUAACUAGUUGUAGCCUGUAGGACGUUAUGUUUGGAGAGCCUCGCUUUCGUGUAUGUGACAUUGGAUAAAGCCCUACAUCGCAAUCAUGAAAACGAGGUUCUAUAGCCAAGAUGACGUAGUUUGUGGAAGCGUAUAUUGCGUGCAGUGAAUUUGCGUGGAUAUAUUUUGCCCACAAGACAUAGAUAAAGCAAUUACACAUGCGAAAAAACCAGGUUGUAAUGUCUUUGUCUCUUGUCGGAGCUCAAAUGACGACCGGUCAACAGUCAAUAACUGGCCAAAUUUUUUUGUAUGACGGGGUCAAAUUCGUUCGACGUCGGUUCAAAUGACCAGUCACAUUUUAGGUCUUGAAAACGAGAUCUUGAUUUUUGACGUAUUGUGGACCCAAGGGUUUUCUUGGUAUUAAUUAAACAUUUCUUGGUAUUAAACGUGUUUGAAUCUUGCCAAAACGAUUUUUUCGGGAAUGCUUCCUCGAAGAUGAAACGGAGUUGACCAGUCAGAAAUAUGGUGUUUGACUGGUUGCAAAUGGAACCCAAGCAUCACCGUGAUCGGCGUAAAAUGAAAAGUUUUUCGAGUCCUGCUUGUGAAUUAUUUGUUAUCGGUUGUAUCUCCAGAAACUCCUGGCAAAGAGGUUGAUAUUGGAGAGCUAAGUGAACAACCUGCAGAUGACAUUGAGGAAGAGGACAAGGAGGAGACAUUUCAUGAAACUGUUGGUGAAGAUGUUGAUAAAGGAAUGAACGAGGUACUGUUGCUGUAACAUUCUUAACAUAUCGUAAAUGAUUGAAUAAAUACCCACUUUCCAAUAAACGCCCUUCUCUAAUACACCCUCAUUAUCUAAUAAGUUAUCAAGCCCCGUUGGGGGAUUAGAAGGUUUUCAGGGCGUUUUCAAAAUAGGCGUACAGACCUACAGUAUGAUUGUAUGUCGGAGCAUACAACCACGUACAGCAUUUCUGAAGCAUUUUAAAACCCCUUCACAGUACCUAGUAUGUACAUGUAAGUAGUUAGGCUUUUUCGUCCACUAGAAGAACGAGGAAGACACCGUAGUGAAGGAGCAAGAAAGUCGUGAAGAUGAACCUGUUGUCAAUGAAGGAAAACGUGACAUCGUCGACGGUGAACACGAUUUGGGUCAGAAAGAUGACUUAGUCACAGAUGAAAAAAAUAAACUAAAACUUGGUCCUACUCAUGACGAUCUUCAGCCUUCCUUGCAGGUUUGAACGAUCAUUUAUUCUGGUCCUAGUAACGGCUCAAUACCCGCCAUGUUUGGGCGUACAGUUUUCCAUCGUAAAAGAAUCUAGGCAAUUACAACAAUGUCAUUGUGAAAUGUGACUUGAAGUUAAUGUAACUAUAAAUUUGCCAUUUUACACACAACUACAAUUAUAAAAACUGUUUUUCACGGUGCGCGCGCUUGGGAGAGACUAAUUAGCCUUUCCCACGAUGACGAAUAUCCGCCAUUUUUUGGUGGCAUCUAUUUCUCGUUAACCAAUGCAGACAAUUAAAACAAUGUGAAAACAAAUUUUCAAAAUAAACUAACCAUUUACAAAUAAAAUUUACCAUCAUUCGUCCAAAAAAUGAUAAAAAUUCGCCGUUAUGUGGACUUAUCUCGCAGACUUCGGCUGAAAUGCCACCCAAAAAUGGCGGCGUGAGAAAGACUAAUUGACUCGAGUCAUUUACUGAAAAAUAGUUUUCUGACUGGGCUGAAUACUCCAAUGCAGGAUAUCCAAUUCACCCCAUAUUGCCUCUCGUGGGGCUCGAAACAAUCGCAAUAGCCCCGUGGUCAACGCUCUGGUGACGCAUCUCUCACAUAUUAAGGUGUGUUUGUGGGUUUUUCAAUUUCCUUCAGGAUCUGUUGCUACCACUAAAUGUCACAGCAUCUGACAUAGUGAGCAUUUCAGGCAAGAAAGCAGAGUUUGUUGAGAGACCAAGCGUUCAAAGUAAAUAUAUCGUUUCAAGACCACAGACCACAUUUGAUGCCCAGAACGAAGUUACCUUUCUAUCAACUUGGCAAGACAAAGAAAAAGCUAAUUUGAUUAAGGUGAGAUGACGAGAUCUUAGUUUCGAUAGAAAAACGUAUACAACUGUCUUUUACCGUUGGGUGAAACUUGUAUGGUUGGAUCAUGCAAGGGUGGUACUAGCGCAUGUCUUGAUACUGUCUUGAACAGAUAGGUGAAAGUGACACCACUAUAGCCCAGCCCUUUUUCUACAAAAUCUCCAAGUUGAAGGAGGCGUACUUUAGCCGUUAUCAGCUUUUAGUAAUCCUGCGAUUGUUUUACAAGGAGUUUCAAGCAAUCUUUUGAGACUUUAACACAAGGGCAGAUGACGAUCAAACAAAAAGAUUCUUUAAAUGCCCUCCAUGUGCACUGAACUAGACACUGAUGAAAGCCUUGUUCUGCUUACAGUGUACGUUAAUCUUUUAACCCAUUGAGUGGCAGCACUCUUCCCCUGACAAGUAAAUAUAAUCGUAAUGUAAUCAUCUGGCGUUAGACAGAGUAAAAUAUCUGGGCGCAUUGCCUGUCUUAAAGGGUUAGGAACGAAUAUUUUUUUAUUUCGGUUUUAGGUCGGUGAAAAAGCAGGAGUGAAUAUCCACCAUUUCUGUUCUCAAACGAACAGUGUAGAAUUACCAGCACAUCUAACUCGUGUUUCCAGAGAUAUGCAUACCGUGGAUAAACACAGAGUUGUGUCUGACCGUUACAGGGAACCACAGGUAUACAUAGUUGUAGUAGUAGAUUUCUGAAUUCAGUUUUAACUAGCUUCAACAGAGCGCGAGAUCAAGCACAACAGCGUACUUCUCUCCAUAGCACUUUAAUUGUUCUGGACAGGGCUUAAGAGUCAACAUCUCACAACUUGUCAACAAGAUGUGUUUGCAAUAGGUUUGUAGCAAGCUUGUCAACAAGUUGUAGCAAUGCUGUUACUUUAUUAAGUUGUUACAAGGUUGUCACUCGCAACUUGUUGUCAAAUUGUUGGAUUACAGGACCAUAACAAGUCUGUUGAACCCAACAAUCUUGUAGCAAGUUGCCAACAAGCCGUUGCUAACUUGUCAACAAGCUGGGAACACGCAGUGUGGACACAUCUAGAUACUGUAAAAAGUUGUUGAAACAGCAUUGGUAUACAAGUGUGCGGCAGGGUUGUUGCAGCUUGAUUUACGGUAUAACUAUAGCUUCAUUUAUUUUCACGUCUUCCUUGUUAAGGAUCCACUUCCUCGCGUGUUUCCGAUAUCUGAUGCUCUUUUACAAUGUUGUAAACAUCUGGACACAGAUAUAGACUGGGAACAGGCUGCCGGUGACUACGAAUUUAAAAGAAAGUUAUCAGAAGUUGCUCGUGACAUCCUUAAGAAAGCAGGAAGCGAAGAAGAAACUUUGGAAAAUUUGCAGAAAAUCGCCAAAGAGCUGGUAAGAAAAACCAAAUAUAACUGUAGUUCGAAGAUACGAAGGUUUUACACCCUUACUUCCCGAGUUCAUGUCAGGAAAACAGUUCUUGAGAAAUUCAUGCAAAAAUUUUUUUUAUUAGUUUUCAGGCAUUCCUGAGGAACCUCUGUCUGUUCAAGGGUUGAAAAUUGAUAUAAAAGAUGAUUCAACAAGGUAUGUAUUUUACUGUCCACGAUGUAUAGCUAGCUGUUUCCCGUAUAACGUCGCAAUUUGGUACCUUGGGCUUGAUACGAGAAUAGACUGUCGAAACUUUGGGUCAUUCAUUUACUUAAAUUACAGUCAAUGUGAUUAGAAGCGAACUUUCUCUAAGCCUCAUUUCAAUGUAAUAAUUUUCUUUUUAGUAACGACCAGAAGGCUUUUUUAAAAAAAUUUAAUAAAUUGUAACAAAACUCCGAAACGUUGUUACAAUUUAUUAACUUUUUUUAAAAAAGCCUUCUGGUCGUUACUAAAAAGAAAAUUAUUACAUUAAAUUACAGUGUUAUGCCUGAUUACUGCAUGUGAACUCACAUGUUUGUAACGCCUUAUAUUUUAAACCAUAUCCCAUUUUAAAAGUUUUUUCAGAUGACACAAACAUUUUUAUUGUCAUUUUCCUUUGAUGCAUACUGUAUUAUUAUCCUUGGUAAGGUUUUACUGGACACCGGCGCCACCUAAACUCCACCUCUUUCCAUCAACCAUCCGUAAUCAGAUGUUCCCAGCUUAUCAAGGAGCACCUGUAUGCCAGGCGAGCUCAGAGACUGAGUACGAGACUGUACAGGGGACACUAGAGGAUUCCGAGGACGAUGAGGACAACUGGGAUAAUCUGGACCCUGAAGAUGUAGAGGCAAGACAAAGGUGGGUUAAUGCAGACGAAGGGACGGUAGUUACAUUCCUACCAACGAAAGCUUAUUCAUAUUAUUGGGGCUACCAUGGAUAAUAAAAUAAAUGGAUUGGAAACUUCUGACGUCAUUGACUGCAUCCUUGUUGAAAAACGUGACGUCACGCGUAUUGCGAAUGUUACCAAAGUUCUCGGCAUAUUUGUUGUUUUGCUAUAUUUUCCACUUUAAAAGGGUGAUCUUGAAGCGUAAACUGGUCUAAUUGUUUUAAAAACAUGCCUACGCCACGACAAAGUAUUCAAGGUAAAUGUUUUUCGUCUUUGUUUUGUAUUUUUUUACAUUUGUAGCUACGAAAUUGGCGUCACAAAUUUUAACGAAAUUUGCGAUGUAAUUUUCACUGUUUAGUGCUUGAAAUAUUUGCUAAAAUUGACUGGGAAUACUUAGAGUUUUCAUCGUAGAAUGGCGUGGUUACAUUUAUUUGCUCUUUGACUAAAACGUUUAGCUGUAUUAUUGCUAAACAUGCCGUUUUUGAGAAUUUGAUUUUCAACUAGGUUGAGGCAUCCAACCACGCCAUCAAUCCCAGUAAAAACAUUAGGUCACGUCAGCUAGUUUCCUAUCCAUUUAUUUUAUUAUCCAUGGUGCUACCUACACUGGCACGAACAGUUCAAGAUUACUAUGGAAUGGAUCUUCUUUGGAAAUACUGUAGUAUUGAAAUCCAAUUUUCAUACUAAUUGCAAUUUCCAUACUCUGGAUAUAGUACGGAAAUAGUAUGGAAAUACUAUGGAUUUUGUGAUGCAAUCGCAAAUUUCACAGUAUAAAUUUCACAAUUUUUUCCAGUGUUUUUCGUGUUUAGAAAUGCCAACAACUACUGUACCUGGGAUCUAGAGAGAUUUACAUGUAUAGAUGUCGAGUGUUGGUGUGAAAACUAUUGAGCUUCAUUUCCACCUUAUCCACGUGUCACGAAAACUUUGUUUCCUUUGUUUCAGAGUUCUACAACGUACUCAUGGUUCACUUUCUAAUAUCAUGGAUCAAUUGUCCCGGGGGCCUGCAAAAGCUACGAGUGAGAGUCUUCUUAUACCGCCUGAAGAUUUGGAUACGAACAAAGGUACAUUAAUUUUGUAGUUAGAAAAAACUUUUUUUCACAUUUCUAGAAUGAAGGGGAAAUACACUGGUGUUCAAAAAGAACUUCUCACGUUAGGAAUCCGCACACAAGCAUAGCUUGUGGCAAUAGUUUUCCAUAACGUCUAUGCAACAGAUGUGUCAGGUGCUGGCCUUUGUAAAAGACACUAUAUGCAAUGCUCGUAUUUUUAUAAAGUAAAAAGCAUAACAAACGAAAGUGAAAUGACAUAAAGUGAAGGAGAAAAUAUUUACUAUAAACGAGUUUUAUUUCAUCCCAGGAGAUAGCGAUGAAGAAACUCAAUCAGAGAGAUUUUUAUCAGUUUUGGACAUCCGUCGUCAAAUGGCAAAAAUCAAGGAUUCUUUGAAGAGUACAGUUGUGGUAGAUGAAGAGUCUGACGAUGCGGAGUUGUUCUCUGGGGUAAAAAAAGAAAGGUGAGAUAAUCUACGAUGUUGGCUAAAUGUUGACCCUCCCUCCCCCCCCCCCCCCCCCCCCCCCCAGAAAGCGCACCACCUUGGCUAUAGGCUGUUUCCCGCGCACCACCUUGGCUAUAGGCUGUUUCCCAUUACGGUCGCUUUGCCGCGCGGGACGAGCGAACAUUUUUGAACAUGCGCUGUGUAGCUGUCCAGCUUGACAAAUGAAACUUGAUUAACAUCUUCCAACAUCAGCCAUAUAACAUUACCAAACAUAAUAUUCAAACAUUACCAAACAUAAUAUUCAAACAUUACCAAACAUGUCCAACACUGUAGGGUGAUGUUAGACGGACAUGUUCAGUCCUUUUUUCGAUUAUCAUAUUUUAAAGUUUGUUUUGCGUUUUAGGAGACAGCACUCGCAACCUGAUCUCAGUAAUGAACUUAGCUUGUGUUUUGAUACUGGCUACACCAUCAGUAUGCAAGAGGUAGGGAAUUUAUGCAGAAACUUAGUUUUUAGCAUGUAUUUAAAAACUUUGUGGUUUACGAUGUGGUUUAUUACAGUCAUCGAUCUGCAAUAUAUUAAUAUACGGAUGACAUCAUGUAUGCAUAUCUGUUUUCAGCUCGACGAACAAAUGAACGUAGUUGAGAGCAUGAAAAUGGAAAAGAGCGCGCAAACUCCUGCAAGCGAGACAUUGCAUUCUCCAAAGGUAGUGUAUAUUUCAAAAUGGUCUAAUUAUUAAUUAUUUCAGUAUGACGAUCUUGUUAGUCUUAACUUUGUGUAUUUUUAAGACUGAAAGAUACGAAAAGCAUGAUUCAUUUGAUCUCUCGUCUUCGGUGAAUGCAGGUACGUUACAGUUACCAUUACCUUGUAAUAUUAGAGAGGUGUGGGUACGUUAUGCCUGACAAGAGGGUUUGGUCAGAAGAUAACGUACUGUAAUGCAGGAGUUGGCCAAAAGGGCCCUCGGGAAUAGCGCCGAAGGAACAAGUAUAUAUAUCGAGUUUCAAAUGCGCGAGACGCCAAGGGGGUAUGAGGAAAUUUGCCAUUAUUGAGUAUUUGGUACAUUUACCCGUCAAAAAUGCUGUUUUCAAUCCUCGUGAGCUUAUCAUCCGCCCCCCUCCCCAUUAGUUAUCGCCCUGUAACGUUGGCUUACGGUAAAACGCUAGUGGGUAGUCAUGGAUGUAUUAUAGGGAGUAUUGUUGAGUAUAAUUGUAAUUUUUUGUUAGAUUCAUGUCCAGUGGAGCAGGCUGACAAAAUAGACGAAACUGGGACGGAUACGGCAUCGAUGAUUACGACCACAAGUAAAGCUGUCUUCUCCACAUCAAAACCUGGGUAAGAUCAUUACUUGAAUCAAGUUAACAGAUAGUCUAAUCACCGUAAUCUAUAAGAUAUAUAACAUGAGGGAAAUGCACCCAAGGAGUCUCGCCUCGAGAACGAAAGUAAAGAGAGUAUAAGAAAGUUUAGAGAUUAAGCAAAUGUUAUAAACGAGCCUUCUCCUUGUAACCUAACUACUACAGUAUGGUCAAAGUUGCUAUAUCAUUCUACCCAAUUCACAAUAAUGGAUAACUUGCAUCCCUAGUUGGUAUUGUUAUUUACGAAGUCAUACAUUAGUCGAGUAAAGGUAAUUAAAAAGUUGAGUUGUGUAUACGAGUUAUGCGUUGAAAUUUCUUUCCAGAAAAAUUUCCCGCAAGCCUCAGCUAUCUUAUGGAAAGAGAGGAAGAAGAGAUGUCCCAAACGAGAAAGAACGGGCUAGGAGAAAGAAAGUAAGAAAUAAGUUUUUUUUGAGUGCGGAAUUUCACUUUACGAUUCUUUUAGUGGCAAAAAUUUAAACAAGUAACUUUGGCAAUUUUCAGAUAAAUUACGAUCUAUCGGUGACUUAUUUAAGUGCACGUAUCCUUGCAAACUAUGGCUCAGAUAUUUUCGAAAACGAUCGUUCUCCCUCUGAAGAAUACGGAUCUUUUUGUUUAGAUAAUGAAGAAGAAAGUACAAGAAAUGCUAAAUGAGCCACCUCGAGUCAUUCAGAGGUAGAAAUAUGUCUGUCUGUGUGAAAAAUAGUCGAAUAAUAGAGCCAUUUAUACGAGGCCAGAAAUUAAGUGGCGCGCUGUACUAAGACGCUGAAGCCAUAAUGAAUACACAAUUUAUUUAUAACUAAAGUAAGUCACGGUUAAAAUAGGAACAGAGGUUCUGACUGGUCCACAAUGAUAAGUGGCAAUUAGGAUAAGAUUACCACUCGUAGUACUCGUCAGUAAAAACGUUUUGUACUUUAUUUAAGAAUGCUUCAGUACGAUUUUAAAUAUGUAUUUGUCGUAUCAUUUAUUCAACAGAUCAGAAUCCUUGCAAUUUCUAUCCAGUGAAAGGUAAACUAUACGUAUCCUAUUUCCUAUACCCGACUUCAUAUCAAUUUACGUUCUACGGAAAUUUGUCAUUGUGAUUCCAUUUCUAGAGUUCAGGAUUGUUCCUGUUUAUUCCAUCAAAAUUUUUGUACUGUCGAAAAUACGAAUUGUUUCAAUUGCUAUUUAUAGGACGCUCACCCGUUCACCAAGUGUGCCUUGCUUAUUCAAUUAUGAAGUAUUAGAUCACGAAGAUAUGUAAGUACAUCUAUUUUAAUAUAAUGACUGAUUUUGAUCGACUGUUAUGAAAAUAGAUACAUAUACUAAAAUGGAUGAGUACCAACGACUCUCUCUGCACAGCAAAGUACUGUAUAGCACAGCGCAUCACACCACACCACACCACACCACACCACACCACACCACACCACAACACAACACAACACAACACAACACAACACAACACAACACAACACAACACAAUGUUGAGUGCUGGUGGUACAAUGGCAGGUCAUUAGGUAGGGAGAUUCAGAUUUGAAUAAGUUUAAGUUUUUGUCUUCAGGUCUGGUGAUGAUUUGUUUUUCUGGGUUCAAGAUGAGUAUUGGUACAAAUGGCUUGAUGAGGUUUAUCCUCCAAGUUUGGCGACGCCUGAUAUUCUUAGAGGUACUCCAUUGCAUGUUUACUCCUUAUAGAGGUUCAGAUUUGACUUCCACUCCCGCCAAGGAACCAUAAACCAAUCAGAUGCAUAUGAACUAUCCGAUUAACCAAUCAGAUGCAUUUGAACUAUCUGAUUAACCAAUCAGAUGCAUUUGAACUAUCCGAUUAACCAAUCAGAUGCGUAGUUAUUAUCCAGUGAAAGGUAGUGGUAGUGAAAAUCUGAACUUCUCUAUUAUAUGCAUGGCUGUUGAAUGUUGAAUGUUGGCAUGACCCUGGUAAGCCCUCAGUUAUUUACGAUUUCUUUAUGUUUUCCAUUCAGACAUGAUGAGCAGCAUAUCAGAUGAGGAAAUACCAAGCAGGUAAGCUGACUUUCGGGAAACGGUCCGCCCUAGUAACCCUUCGACUUGCCCGCCUUUAAGCUGCGUCGUUCGCAAAUUUAGCUCUCCGCUGCAGGGAAAGAUGAUAGCCUACCCCCCCUUUACUUUUAACAUCAAAAUCAAUUUUACAAUUUUUAUCAAACUACAUGCAUAUUUCUAAUAGCGCUAUAUCACCCAAUGUUUUGGAUGAAAUUCAAGUCAUUGAACCACAUGUUGACGAAUCUAGCAGACAGCUUUACGAGGUAGAGUAUAGAUAUUUCUUUCGCAAUACAUCCACUGAAUGAUAUAAAGUAUAAUUUGUGCGACCGUAUACUGAAGGUGAUGGAAGUACGGGUGGUGGUUCUUGCGGGCAUAUCGUUAUGUUAUGGUCACAAGGCGGUUAGGGAUGGGGUUGUGAUUUGGGUAAAGAACAAAGAAAAAUAUAUUUGUACGAGCAACAUCAACUUCGUAAGUUGCGAGGUUAGAGUUAGGAACAUAAUCAACAAAUUCACCCCACCUUUCAUAUCCUGGAGUGGACUAUCAAAGUGGAUCAUGUCUUUUUUUUAAUGUUCUUUUGUUUCAAAUCCUUUCCUAGGACUUAGAGAAAGAGGCGGAAAAGGUCUCUGAUUGGAUUAAUGAGACAGAAAAAACAGAGACUCUAGCUUUAUAUUUAGCACGAAGAGGAGCUCUCUACAGAAAGGUUUGUUAUGCCGUAAUUACUCGAUUUCUAAGAUUCUAAGAAUUUAGUGAUAUAAUUUUGAUUUAUAUUUUAAAGAUUUAAAGGACUUUAGUUAAUAGUUUUCAAUUCUGCAGGUAUAAGAUUACUCCGAAUAUAAAUUAUUUUCAGUAUUUCUUUCACAUCAUUUUACAUGCAUCUUUGUAUUUUUUAUCUCUGCAGCUCGGUCACCUGAAGAAAGCUUGGGAUGAUCUUGAGCGGUAAGUACAAUAAUGUUAGAAGAUUAAGGAAUAUUAUCUGACAACUAAAGAAUUGAUUGACAUACAACAACAACUGUGUACGACGCCAACAACAACAAACGUUAUUUUACUUCACGAAUGUUGGGAAGUUGCAUUGUUAUUUCUCGCAUUAAUCCUAAUAAUAAAAUUAUUUUUUCAAUUUACAGUUCCAUCGAACUAGAACCUCAACUGUUAAUCAGUCGUUGGCACCGGCAUCUCUUGCAUCUUUUAAAUAAUCACCCUAAGGUUAGUUUCACAAAUAUUUCAGCUAUGCAGGCGUAGAGGAGUGUCUGUGUAACAAUGGAAGUAACGAAUAUAAACACGAGGAAGUAAUUUUCUAACUCAGUGAUGUGUUAAAUAUAACAAGAUAUAUAUAAUGAUGAUAAGGGUUACCAAAUCUAACAACCUAUGUUUGUUCUUUGUAGAAAGCGUUGGAAGAUUUACAAUAUAUAACGAAGCGAAACAACAAAAUUGUAAAAGUAUUUUUGUCAAAGUGAGUGUUCUUAUGGUAACAACGUUAUCUAUGCAUGACUUAUAGUGAUCCUAAGUACAUGUAAUUGUGAGAGUGAUUCUUCAUUAUGAAAUAACAUUUGUUAGUGGAACGUCAGUUUUGUAUAUGAUAAAUUUGCUAUAGAAAUGUUACAAUUUUGCCUGAAGCCUCGUUCUCGGAAUGGUGUAUUGGAUAGAAGCCUUGAAAUGUCCUUAACUAUAUACUGAUAUUUUUAGGGCUGAGAUCUACAAGCAAGAAGGAGAUAGCACGAUGGCAAUCAUAAAUUAUUCUCAGGCGGUCAAACUAAAUCCUGAUGAUGCUGAGAUCUAUUAUAACCGAGCGGCACUGUUUGAGGAGGUACACGUCUGAUUUUAUUAUCUUCCAUGGAGGAUAAUUUAUUCAGAGACUCAAUUUUUCAUUUUCUUCUACAGAAAGGAGACAUUGUUCUUGCUUUGGAAGACUAUAGAAUAGCAGCUGAUCUUCAGCCUAGUAAAACAGACGCCAUGUUUAAAAUUGGUCAAUAUACUUUUAAACAAAAGUAAGUUCUCUUCAAGUGUUUAAGGCUGUUGGUGUCUUCACGACUAUUAUACACUUUCUCAUCAACGUUCUUUUGUUCUUUGUGUGCAGGCAUUGGCUAGGAGCAGUAAAGUGUUUUACAGUCAUGUUGAAACAAGAUCCUCUGGAUGCAAAAGCAUACCUGUUUAGAGGAAAAUCCUAUGUACAACAGGUACUUUGAUUGUAUAUUGUAUAAUGAACAAACUUUCGUUGGUGGGGAUGCAACUACCCGAAAGCAUAUAAGGAGAAUUUCGACGUUUCGAGCGAAGGCCCUUCGUCUGGACUUACCAGCCAUGCAGACGAAGGGCCAAAUUAUUCUAUUAUCAUGGAAAUAAGUAAGUGAAUUGUGAAGAUUUUUACCGACUCAAUAAAUGUAGAUGUAGAAAAUUGAUUGGCUAACGAACCGGCACAACUAAAUAAUCACGAAACUUUAUUUGAAUGUUUAUGGUAAUUUUGUUGUUUUAGGGAGUUUUCAAGGCAGCCCUGAAAGAUCUAUCUUCAGCUGUACAUUUAGAUCCUAGAAGUAGCGAGGCUUUCUUUCAUCGUGGCUGUUUACUUCGCAAGUAACAUGGAUUAAAUAUAUUUAGAAAGUACAUCUCUCCUAAACUUCGUUUAAAUUUAGGUUAGGUUAGGUUAGGUUAGGUUAGGUUAGGUUAGGUUAGGUUAGGUUAGGUUAGGUUAGGUUAGGUUAGGUUAGGUUAGGUUAGGUUAGGUUAGGUUAGGUUAGGUUAGGUUAGGUUAGGUUAGGUUAGGUUAGGUUAGGUUAGGUUAGGUUAAAGUUCGUUUAAGUUAAAGUUCGUUUAGGUUGGGUUGGGUUGGGUUGGGUUAGGGUUAGGGUUAGGGUUAGGGUUAGGGUUAGGUUAGGUUUACCAGUUGUUGUUGCAGUUGUUAUUGUUAUGUGAUUAAAUUUUUUUCUGUGUUGUCAGGAUUAACCCUCAAAAGGCGAUUCAAGAUCUGAGUGUGUCGUUGCUACUUGACAGCAGCCUCGCUAACGUUAAUGCGUUUCUACAUCGUGGAAUUAUUUACACGGAUUUGAAAAGGUAACAAUUCUUAAAACACGACUAAAGCCCGAAUGAAACAAGAAUGAGAGUGUAUGAGAGUUGCCAAUCAUGUGAUCUUGGUUAGCUGUUGAAAAUGCUUUCCCAACACUAUCAUGUACUCUAUUUAAAGGGGCCCUACAGUCAUUUUUUAGUCGAAAAACCACCUUAAGUAGGGGACUCCACGAAGAUUCGUUUGGCUGUACCUUACAUGCAGUAUCCAUGAGUAUGAGUACUUCCACACCGGAAGACGCAUGCAUGCCGUGGUGCGCAUGUCAAGUAGCGACAAUAACAAAAAAAUGUAAACAAUACUUAAGGUGGCUUUUCGACUAAAAAUGACUGUAGGGCCCCUUUAAGUUAGAACGUAUUUGAAACACUCAUCAAAUCUUGAUGUUGUUAAUUUGAAAUGUCCCCUGGAACAAUGCGUGACUGGCAACUCUCAUCAACGUGGCUUAAAAAGUAUAAAAACAAGUACCAUUUGUAUUUCUACUUCUUAGGUGGGACGAGGCUGUGAGCGAUUUUGAAUCCGCACUGCGACUGAACAAAUGUAUUCCUAGUGCGCAUGUCAACAUUGGUCUUAUCGUCAUUACGAAGCAUGAGAAUUAUGCCAGGUAAACUAAUAUAAAUUAAACCAGACUAAGCUAAUGACUUCGUAUAUACUGCAUGGAGCUCUAAACUUUUUUCUCAUACCUUAUGUGAAGAUUCAUCCUGAACUUUCUUUGUCCCCGCACUGAUCUUCACUACUUUACCUUUUCUUUGUCCAUAUCUUGUUUAUUUUUAUAUUUCAGAGCAAUCAAAAGGUUUUCAGCUGCAGUUCGAGUAGAUCCUACAUAUGUACGAGGUUACGUUUGUCGCGCUGAGGCUUAUGAUAAAGUUGGUCACGUAAGUAGUUUUCCACUCACGUUGAAAGUACUGGACUAUAAGCAGCCCAGAAAAGCAUGGGCGUACCGGGCGGGGGGGGGGAGGCAGCCCCCCCAGUUUGUUGGGCAAACAAAGCCAGUCGGGCAAUAUUCGCUUCACAGUCGGGCAAUAUUGGCUUAUAAAAAUAAAUGGGACAAAUUCUGUCAAUUUUGUGGGAAAUAUGCUAUCUAAUAGGAAUUUUUCGUAAUCACUCCCCCCCGUGGACAAAUCACUCCUCCCCCCCAUGCAGAAAAGUUCUGUCUAAUUUGAACCUAUGACCCUCCACGUUCUUGACGGUGGUUUAAUGAGCCUUAAUUGAAUUGCGUUCGUGCAUAACUGACAGUCUCCAAUGGAGUCUCCAAUGGCUCAGUGGUUAGAUUAUAUACAAAUAACAGUUUAGAAGUAAUAAAGCCACCCAGCAAUGUAAAAAAUUGUUUUCUACAGCUUAAAGAAGCUAUCGAUGACUUCACGAGAAUAAUUCAUUUAAAUCCGAACAAAGCUGAUUGUCGCAUGUCAAGAGUAAGUAUAUCAUGCAGAAAAAUUUUUUGUACAAUUUUUUUGCAUUUCCUGCCACUUCAAUUAAAAUAUUGCAAACGGACUUUCCUUUUGGUUUCACUUGCGCUUCUAUUAAUGCAAAUGUUUGCUUUUUAUAGGGCAAACUUUUGUUGAAGCAAAAUAAAUUAGAACUUGCAAGUUUUCACAUCAGGUAAUGUAUUAUAGUUCAUGUUUAUUCAACUGCGUGUUUUGAAUAAAACAGUGACGUGUUUUGUCAAAACAGGUUUUUUGUUUUUAGACAAGCUGCAGAAUUAAGUGAAGGUCUAGGUGGCUCAGCAACUCAGCAAGCUAUUGUUCACGCAUUUCUACAAGAUCACGAUCGGGUACAGUAUCAAUACAUACAUACCUCUACCUCAGUAUAUAUUAUCUGUAUAUAUACCCCCCUAUUGAGGGUUCUAGAUAUCCAAUGCAGAGGGGGGUCUGGAUGGAAGGAGGGGUUUUCGCCUUAAAUUUUCCUAGAGGGUGGCGCCAUUAAAAGACUUUCACUUCUAGUGAUAUCCUAUGGGGUGGCUUCCAAAAAUUGCAUCUUUAACUUUAAUGCGGUUUCAAAAUUUCUAUAUCCUUGAGGGGAUUAUGAAGGGACCCCUCAAUAGGAGGGGGCCUAUAUUAAAUGGAAUAGCCCAAUUGUCGAAUUCCUUGCAUUUUUUAUUGGCUUUUACCAUUUCAGGCAAUAGAUAUUCUCACUCGAGCAACUCGGAUCGCUCCCAGCACGAACAUGUUAAUCCUGCUGGGUAAGACGUGCAUGAAGGCAAAACAAUACGAGAAUGGUAUUGCUAGUUUCAAGAGAGCAGUCUAUAACCUGGUAAGAACAAACGUUUUGUAUUAUAUUGUUCACUGUUUAUAUUUACUCAUCCAGUGAAGCAGUGUUUUAUAAUAUACAGGGUGUAUAAAAACGAGACCUUUAGAUAUCAAGCUAUAGAUUUCCAUUCCCGCGCAUAUUACGUUAUCCAAUCAUUUUUUUCUAGACUCCUUGGCACCCACGUAUCCAGAUGCCAUUGCAAGCUGCUGAUGUAUAUUUUAUGAUUGGUACAUGUUAUACAGAACUGGACAAUCUGAUUGGGGCACUCGAUGCUUUCAAUAAUGCUAUUAAAGUCAAUCCAGAUUAUGCUGAGGUUAGUAAGUGUGAGCCAUGUGGGUAUGUCUGCAACCCCCAUUAACCCCCCCCCCCCCCCCGUAUCUACUACGGCCCUGAUAAAGUUGUUCAUUCAUUCAUUCUUUGGAUCUUUCUCCUCUUUAUUUUUGUACUUACGAGUCCAAACAAUCGUACUCUCGCUUCUCUUGUGUUCUCGAAUGUACCAACAUGCAGCGCCCAUACCAUCUCUCUUUAAGAUAAGCUAGAUUGAUAAAAUCAUGCAGUUUCUACGGAGCCCUGUAUCAAAUUAUCAUUGUUCCUCUACAGGCAUAUUACAAUCGUGGCCUGACGAAGAUGAAAUUAAAACAUGCCAAAAGUAUUCACGAUUUCAAUCGAGCUUUGGCCAUUAAUCCAAAAUUAUUCCAAGCCUUUUUAAGUCGAGCUGCAUAUUAUGGUACAAAAGCUCGGUUUUCAAAAGGAAUCAUGAAUUGCAACGAGGCCAUAAAACUUCAACCAAGAAGCGUUCGGGCUUACUUGUACAGGUAAAUAUUGAAAAAUGAAAUUAAAAAGCUUUGUAUUAAAAAGUGUUGACCUUAUUUAGUUAUAACUAACAUUUUACAUGUAGUAUAUAACCAUUUAGUCUGCUAAUUUUUUUAGAGGUGCCCUGAAGUUUCAUAUCUCUGCAUAUAAACUUGCUGUACGCGAUUUAACUGAGGCCAUUGCUAUUGACUGUACAUGUUUACUGGCUUAUUUCAACCGAGCUGUUUGUUAUCAUGCUAUGAAAUAUUAUCAAAAGGUAUACACAGAGUAGAGAUUAUCUUAAUUAUGUAGAGUAGAGGUUAUCUUAAUCAUCUUAAUAAACUAUCCUAAUUAUAUCUUGAUUGCCUUAUCGUUUAGUUCAAGUGUGUUGAUUGUGAUUUUUUUCUGUGCUUGAUUACUUUAUUUGCUUUCAGGCCCUUAUUGACUACAGCACUGUGUUGUUAAGUUCUAACGAUCUUGACAUGAAGGUAACGUCUUCAUCUACAGGAAGGGAGGGAGGAGUAAUUUCUUUUGGUUAUAUUUUUAUUUAUUUUAGUUAUUUUAUAACACACAUUGUUUUAGGUUUUACACAACAGAGGUUUGCUGUACUUGGACCUUAACGAUAUGGAAAACGCUUUAAAGGAUUUUUCGGAGGCUGCCAAGGUGAAUUAGUACUUCUGCAUGCCAAGAUAAAAAAAUGCACUAAUGCAUACUAUACUUUCAGUUUGCCAAAUACAAGUCCAUUAAUAAGUAUUUAUUCCGUUUAGGUGACACCAAACAACCCAAGAAUUCUUCAUACACUUGGGUUAUGUUACCACAAGUAAGAUAUUUUUGUUAACCAGUCCCAGUACCAUAUUAGAGAGGUUCGGAUUUUGACCAUUAUUUAACCAAUCAGUCGAGUUUGAUCUACCCGAAUAACCAAUCAAAUGAAUGCAUAUUAAGCCUUAUGAGAGGUAGAGAUAGUGGCUACCCCCUUCUAUGACCGCCUAUGGAGAACUACAUAAUUGAUUGUUACCUUGCUUUUAAGGUUAAAUCGUUUGCAAGACUCGGUCAACUCGUACACAGAGGCAUUACACUUUGAUCCAUUUUUCAAAGAAGCGUACAUUGGACGAGGAAAUGUAUUGAUGGAUUACGGGCACAGUAUUGCGACACGAUAUGCAAGGUGAGAAACAAGAGCUUGAAGGGAGAAAAUUCUAUGAUUGGAUCUCAUCAUCUUAUGAUAUGCAGGUCUUUAAUAUAAAUGUAAUUACAGGUUUGACUACUUGAAAGCAUUACAUAUUGAUCCGUUAUGUUUGCCAGCCCGAGUAAAUCUUGCCUACAAUUUGCAAGUGAGUAUCUUUCAAAAGAGAUUAUUUAGUCUUAUGUAAUAAAUUUUUAAUUAAGAAUGAAUUUUAACCUAUUAUCUCGAUUCUUUUUGCUGGUAGAAAAUAUAAAAUGACUUUUGACCCAAGUUUUUUUAACUAACGAAUGUUUGUAUAUUCUGAUUAUAGGUUGAAGGAAAAUUCAAGAAAGCGUGGGAUCAAUUCAGUGCUGCUCUCAGUAUAAAUAAAGGUACAACAUGCACUCAAUCUUGUAUUUAUUAAUAUUCCAGUAUUGUACCACUGUUUACUAAUUUGCUACUCUUCUAAGAUUCUCAAGCUGCAUUAGAAGGUCGAGCCAUUGUCAAUUUGCAGAUAUCGAACACCUUCGCUGCUUUUGUUGACAUGAAUGACUGUUUGAAGGUAUGAUAAAGAAAGUAUAAGUAAUUUGAGGAACGUUCAGUGUCUGGCUCUCGCAGCGGACACGCGAGUUGACUCAUGGGAUGAGUGGAAAACAGGCUUUAGGGUAAGGGUAAGGGUAAGGAUUAAGUCGGCCUUCCAAAACAGAAUGGCAGAAUGCAGUCUUCCCGGACUUUUUAGACAAAUUUUCAAUCGCAAGUUGCUCCGUAGUAAGGUUUAUGGGUUUUCCAUUCCCAUUUUUGUGUCUGUCAUUCCCAGUUCCAGGAAAUCAAAUCUCAUUUUCCCAGUCCAAAAAUAGGCAAAUCCCAACCUCGUUCCAGGCUUUUCCCUAGGUUGGGAAAAAAUCCCAGUUCCCGUUAUACCUCUAACAAUAUCGAACCAAACCACCAGGUGAUCUUGAUACGCGGAAAAGUACUGGCACUAGUUGUCAAAUAGAAAUCCAUUUUAUGAUUAAAACAACUGAAUAUCUCCUGUAAUAUACUUUAUUUCGAUUCCAUAUUUUUGUCAGAGCUAUAGUUCUCAUAACCAAACAUAAUUACAAAAUUUCAACUAGUUUCAUAAAGAAUAACGAAAGAUAUAAUUGACUGAAUACAUCAAAAUGGAUUUCUAUUCGGACAACCCUUUCUGAGCGCUGAUUGGCUAAAAUACGAACACGAGAUCACCUGGCACCAUACAAUAAUAUACUUGGUUGAUUUUAGAUUUCAAAGACUGCAGAAUUAUUAACGAACCGAGGUGUUGUUCAACAGGUAUUAUAAAGUAAUAUAUUAUAUACGUUUUAUUUUGGUUAAAUAUACUGCUAGUUAACAUACAUCUUCAAUAAUUCAUCGAUUCUUAACUUUACUAGUUUAUGGGUGAUACAGUAAAUGCAAUGCGAGAUUAUCAAGCUGCAAUACGCUUGGAACCAGAUUAUUCACUGGCUUAUUACAACGCUGCUAAUCUCUACUUCAAACAGAGACAAUUCCAACAGGUAAACACUGCUAGCUGAAAUGUGCAGAAAAAAUUGAUUUCAUUUUCAUCCACAUCAUAAAACCUUGGACUGUGCUAAUAUAAGCCAAGGGAUGAGUGAGAGUGGGAUUUUCAAAACAAUGAAAAGACAAUGGAAUGGCAAUAUUGUUAUGUUAAGAGUUACGCAAGCGGCCUAUUGUAGAAUACUACUACUUUGAAUCCCAAGUUUCUCUGACCCAUUAAAAUGUCUAAAAUUACAUUUGUUUUGCAAUACAGUAAGGUAAGCAGUAGUAGUACCGAGAACCAGAUAGCUGAUGUGCAAUUAAUGAAGCAUGCUUUUAUUCUAGGCGUUGUCCUAUUAUGAGAAAGCAUCAUCAUGGAAUCCACAGGAUGAAAGUGCCAUAUUGAAUGCAGCUAUUACUAAGGUAAAGCAGAUUUUUACCCAAAAUUGGAAAUACUAUCAUGAGCAAAUUAAAAUGCCAUAUAAUUGUUGCUAUGUUGAGUGCUAUUUCAUUUUUUCCAGGUUUUGUUAAAACAGUUCGACUCAGCACUUUCCGAUUUUGAAAAAGCAAGUGAGUAGUCAGCGGUACACUAUAACUGUAUCUUUGCAACUUGCAACCGUCUGGGUUUUUAAAGCGUAUAUUAGUUGAAAUAACUUUCAUUCUUUUUAAUAACCACAUGUAGCAUUCGUAAUCUCCUUAUUUUUGCUGUAGUUGAAUUGAGUCCAUACUCCGCACACAUUUUCCUCAAUCGAGGUAAUCUGUACGCGUCGCUGCGUCAGUACGAACAAGCAGAGAAUGAUUACACACAUGGUAAGAUUUUAUAACUUCAGUUUCUCUUCCUGUGCCAGUACGAGUUGUUAGAGACAUAUAGUGGUUUGUACCUCUACGACUGUAGGCAAUAUGCAGUUGUCUGAUACGAACAACUGGAUUUUCUAGCAUACCUGAAACAGAAAUUCGAUCUUUCGAGUGCCCUUCGUCUGAGUACAAACUCUGCUGUUUAGAAUAAUAUCGGGACCCCUCCCCCAUAAUCUGGAGAGGGGGCAUUAUUUCGGGAGGCGGCCCCCAUAUCAUCGGGAUGGGGUUCCCAUAUUAUAGGGAGGGGCCCUCGUAUUAUCUGGAGUGGGCAUGCUCGCAUGUAUAAUACAAUAAGUUGAUGCACUGACACUUCCACAGUCCCGAGUCAGGUUUAUAGAUAUAUUUGAUCCAUGGCCCAUAUACAUUUUGCAGCUUUAGAGCUGAGACCUGGUGAUGCGCUGACCUACAAACGUCGUGCUGAUGUUAGAGGUAAAUUGUCAAGACGAGACGAGGCCAUUGAAGAUUAUAAAAUGGCGAUUGUUAUCCAGACUAGUACAAAGCAAAGAUAAUCAGGUUUUAAUCACAAUAUUGACCAGGAAGUAUUUUAACACAGAGUUGAACGGCGUUUUUUACAAUCAGAUUUGAUAAUAUAUGUAUAUAGUUAUUUAUUUAUAUUAUCUUAUGUAGAGAUUAAUAUGUAUUUAUAUAAGAAAUGAAAUGAGGAUAUUUCAUAUUUUUCAGUGAAGAUUGAAACUCCAUUACAG
This is a messenger RNA of Paramuricea clavata, 21584 nucleotides long. The record is from the annotation of a GenBank genome assembly. NCBI's taxonomy places the organism in Eukaryota, Metazoa, Cnidaria, Anthozoa, Malacalcyonacea, Plexauridae.